AACACGGCUACCAUACUCGACUUUCUUAUUACAACAUAGGUAUCAACUUACAAGCAUACCUAGUAUCGGCCUCUUUUAAGUCUUUUCUAAGUCUAUAGUACGACUCGUGUGUCUUGGUUUCACGUCUAUGACUACGAGUCCUGAUUUGGUCUUGGGUCAUGAGCUGAGCCGUCUUAAACGUAUUACUUCUUGAUGAAGGCCAUCGAUCAAGUCAUUGUUACGAUAUCUCAUCGUCGGUCUUAUAAACUCACAAAUAGACGACUUCAUAAUGAACAGUUACAAGCAGUUUUUGGAACUAUGAAAUGAGUUCUGCGGCUUUCCAUUGAAAAUUAUUACUCCCUCUUCCUUCUAAGGUUUCCAUCCUUCACUACAUCAAGGAUUCUUUUUCUGCACCUUUUUCAAUACCCCAUAUGGUCUUUCAUCUUUCUCUAAUAGCCAUUCCCCUUUACUCUCUUAUUAGCUAUCGAGUUCCUUUUUACGCUCGAAAGUAAACCUUCACCCACUAUGGACCGCUCUAAAGAUCCUUCUAAGGAUGUCGUUGUCUUCCGCUGCAUACGCAGUGAUGGAAUGCAGUACGAUGAGGCACGCUUCCCAGCUGACCAAAAGCCCGCGGAUGAAACAACUGUGAGAACUUAUUGCGAUCGCCUAGGAGCCAUGAUCGCUGAGCAGGUCUAUCCUGGUUCACUCCUGCCAUUUACCUUAGAGGCCUUGCCGCCGUUUUACCAACUUCGAGUGAGAACCCGUACUGAUAGCAAGACCCGCAACGACACAUUUCUAUACGGAUAUCCGGAGAACGACGAUGAGAAGGACAAGAAGAAGGCCAAGAAGCAAAGUGCCUUGAAAUGUUACCGUUCUACAACUGACUUUUUCGAUCACCUUCUGUGGUUAAUCACCGACGCAACUCAUGAUAGCAAGAAUUGCCCCUGUAAGUUCUGUAAGCCAUCCGGUGAGGAGGCUACAGCUUCAAGCCAGCCUAAGUCUGUCCCGGUUCCAGCUCAUUUGACAAGCAAGGCACGAAGUGCCUCACCUGCAUCUAAUACCAGUACAAAAUCCUCAACCAAGAAGACUAGUGCUGCCGUAUCAACGACCAAGGCUGUUCCAAGUCCUUCAGUACCCCAAGCACAACCAAUAUUACAAUCCGUAGCAAAACCUGCCAUACAGCCCGCAGCAAAACCUGCGGUACAGCCCGCAGUACAACCACCAGCACAACUUCAACCUUCGGCACAACCGACCAUGCAGCCCAUGAUGCAUAUUCCGAUUCAGGCUCAGUUGAAUGAGUCUGCCUUAUUCAGAGAAGGUGAAAUAAUUUGGUACCGAAAGCAGUCAUCUACCUUUCGUCUUGGAAUUGUUCACCAGGGCGUCUCUAGUGCGCCUACCGACACACCCGAAGGAAAAAUCAAGCCGCUGGGUCACUUUCAAGGAGACGCCGAAAUCAUCGAGCGUCCUCAUGCUGAUAUGCGCCCGUUCCUUACUUACAGCGUCCCUAAGGUCCAUGAUUCAAUUAUUAGCCUUGCCAAUUUACCCAUGGAACAGGUCCAAUGGCUCGCGAUGGAAUCCGAGCUUCCUUACGAAGCAAGUUCAAGACCAGAGAUGAUGAUGCUAGAGGCCUCGAAGAUAGCUGCGAGUCGCGUCGAUCAUUCGUAUUCCUUGUUCAACGCUAUUCAGAACCCCAACUUCCCGCCUAACCAGCUAAGCUUCGGCGGUGUAUUCUUCGGCUGUGAGAAGAUUGGCCUAUUCGAGGCAGUUCGAGUUAGCGUGGAGCAAAACGAGCACCCGCAGUGGGAUAACCUUGAUGUGACCUUCGUCAUGGUUCUGAAGAACAUAAUACUCGAGAAAUCCGAGCAGGGUGAACGACUUCUCUUCGGAGGUGAUAUCUGGGUCCUGCAAGACAGCAAGGGCGUGGAGCACGCACCCAACCAAGAACAGGUUCCCCCCGCCAUGCGCCGCGAAAAACAAUUCCGAGACGAGGUAAUGAGAAGCUAUGGGCUUCAUUACGAUUGGGUUCUGUUGCGCGCGAACGUCAUGAAGACCGAGAAAUCGAUUAAGGGUCGAUUUUACGAGUCCCAGAAGCUCGGUCCUAUGCUGUAUCAAGAGCCGACAUGGAGCGACUACCUUCGCCAGGGACUCAUCCCGUCUAUCCAGAAGUCCCUCAACAAGCGCCUCGACUCGUGGGGUCCUACUAUUGGUAGAGUCCCAUCCCGUCUUGAUGCCCUCUCCGGCGCCCUUAUGCCCGGAGUUACCUUGUCUCUCGGACCCGGAGUCGUGGAACCGCCUCGAGGAAUUUGACGGAUUCCUACCUAGGCUGUAUAUUGGGUCAAUUGGAGGCGGACGUUGUGGUACUAGCAGUUGCAGUUGAGACUACAGGUUUUUGCCAUCGGUGGACGCUUUGGUCUACUUAUCUUGCUUGAUACCGAAUUUGGUCAUCCCCGAGGAAGGAAAGGUUCUUUUUACAUCAAAAUUUGUAGUGUUGCAAUGUUGCAGGUUCGCGGAAUCGACUCGCCAUUCCGUUGCCAUCCGAGCUCAUUGGUUACGCAUUGGGAAUUAACUUAAGAGAUAUCAUUCCGCCCCUUUCCCUCUUGCAUUCUGCACCUUGGAACAUUAAUUGAUACAAACCCCUUCCCUACAA
This is a messenger RNA of Annulohypoxylon maeteangense, 2626 nucleotides long. RefSeq lists its product as uncharacterized. The coding region runs from base 505 to 2286 and encodes 593 amino acids. Lineage: Eukaryota; Fungi; Ascomycota; Sordariomycetes; Xylariales; Hypoxylaceae. Gene Ontology annotation, biological process: silent mating-type cassette heterochromatin formation. The transcript is spliced from 3 exons. The record is from RefSeq and is a predicted model, not a curated record. Gene Ontology annotation, cellular component: SHREC complex; rDNA heterochromatin.